Molecule: messenger RNA, 918 nt
Organism: Aspergillus viridinutans
Lineage: Eukaryota; Fungi; Ascomycota; Eurotiomycetes; Eurotiales; Aspergillaceae
Gene: cspA
Product: putative cell surface protein
Exons: 4
Coding region: 1-918 (305 amino acids)
Source: RefSeq, a predicted model, not a curated record
AUGGUCAACGCUGGCAUUGCACUUUUGGCUCUGGCCGGGCCAGCCUUUGCAGGCAUUUUGCCGAACAAGGGACAUGACGAGGGUCAUUCUAGUGAUUUCGCUCAUCCUGAUCACCCUGCUCCCACUGAGCCUCACCGGUUCACCAGGACGUUCUUGACCACAUCCUGCCCAAUUUCUCUCUCGACAGUCACUUCUGGAACCAAGACUUUGACGGUUCCUAUCACUCUGACUGAGACAAUCACCAUGACUACCGUCGUUGAAGAAUUGAACACCGAGACUGCAGUGGUCGUGCCCACUGGAACUGUGUCUACCCACACUCUGGUUCCGACUUCUGUCCCCAGUCCCAACGUGACUACUAUUGUGCCGCCUCCAACGAUUGUCCCAACAGGUGUACCCGGCCAGAACACUACCAUCGUCUCACCGCCGGCUCCUUUCGCCAACAGCACUGUUCCAUCUGUUCCCACUCAGCCAGUUCCUGUUGCCCCUGGACAGCCCUCGGCUCCUAGCCAGCCUUCUGUUCCUGCUCAGUCUUCUGUUCCUGGCCGGCCUUCUGUUCCUGCUCAGCCUUCUGUUCCUGCUCAGCCUUCUGUUCCUGCUCAGCCUUCUGUUCCUGCUCAGCCUUCUCCUUCUGUUCCUGCUCAGCCUUCUGUUCCUGCUCAGCCUUCUGUUCCUGCUCAGCCUUCUGUUCCUGCUCAGCCUUCUGUUCCCAGCCAGCCUUCUGUUCCCAGCCAGCCCUCUGUUCCUGGACAGCCCUCUGUUCCUGGACAGCCCUCCGUUCCUGGACACCCCGCUCCAAGCCAGCCCACUGCUGUCUCGCCGGUGCCGCCAACCCAAACUCCUUUCAAAGGCUCUGCUUCCCAGUUCGAGCCCGCCGCCGGUCUCCUGGCUGGUGUCGUGGGUAUCAUGCUCAUGCUUUAA